AUCACCAACACAGCUCCACUGCUCUUAUCAAUAGCACAUAAAUACGAGCCUAGUCCAUCAGAAGCCACCUGGAUAAUGGCGCCCAAAAUCGAAUUCUCACCUGCGAUGCCUUUGCCUCCAGUUUUUGAUGUCCAAGAGCGCAUCAGACAACUUCACAGAUAUCUCGACCCAGAAGAUCCCCAAUACGAACGAAAGGAACAACAUACCAACAUUAGGGCUGCCAUUAAGCUUUAUGAAGAGGGGAAGAUCGAUGGUUCACAGCAUGUUUUUAUUAUGGAUGGCAAAAUUGUUACUCGAGAGCAAGUCUCCAACAAAGGAAUGGCCUGGGCGUGGCUGGAGGGAGUGUUUUAUCAGUAUGCCCAAAGGUUUUCUUGAAGUCGUGGGCCUUUUGAACCUCACUGUCACGAAGUUUAGAAUCCAGCUUUUCUAAAAUUUCAUCAUAAUAAUUUCUUUUCUAGCUUCGUGUGUUGCUUAGGCCAAAACCUGGUCAAGGGGGGGAUGGAACGGUCCAUGGGAUCAUCGCG
Amorphotheca resinae ATCC 22711 is the source of this 524-nucleotide messenger RNA. RefSeq lists its product as hypothetical. The transcript has 2 exons. The record is from RefSeq and is a predicted model, not a curated record. Bases 76 to 375 code for a protein of 99 amino acids. NCBI's taxonomy places the organism in Eukaryota, Fungi, Ascomycota, Leotiomycetes, Helotiales, Amorphothecaceae.